Messenger RNA from Paramormyrops kingsleyae, 3402 nucleotides. It is a transcript of the gene fbxw8, whose product is annotated as F-box and WD repeat domain containing 8. NCBI's taxonomy places the organism in Eukaryota, Metazoa, Chordata, Actinopteri, Osteoglossiformes, Mormyridae. Gene Ontology annotation, molecular function: protein binding. The record is from RefSeq and is a predicted model, not a curated record.
CAAGUGUUCCAGUCGGAGAGCUUUAAGGACUGGACGUAUGUACGGAACACGGCUAAUGCUAACUAGCUAAUCCAUCGUUUGAUCUGUGGUCAAACGCGAAAUAUGAUCGCGUUUAGCAUCGAUUUAUAGUUUUUUAACGCAUGACAUGGAAAAUGAAGAUCUUGAAGCGUUCCUAGAACACUGGAAAAGUGAGCUGCUAUACCGGCCGGCGGAGCGGCCUGGUGAUGUAAACGGGGUUGACGGGAACCCAAAUGAUGGCGUUAGGGAGCCGGGAGCUGAUGGACGUAGCUGGCUAUUGCUGGGGGAUACGCGGUCGGACUGCGCGUCCGCGGCGGCAGGCCGGCAGGAGGGGUGGGUUAGUCCGCCGAGGUAUGAGACCCAGGCUACAACGAGCCGGAGGAAGAGGCAGAGGAGCAGCUCUGCGGAGGAGCCUCCAUGCAGGCAGCCCAGGAACGAUGCUUUAGUGCAGCAGCUGAUCGAGGACCUGAAUGAAAUGAAUGACAUUCCCUUCUUUGAUGUGGACCUGCCUUAUGAACUGGCACUGAAGAUAUUCCAGUAUCUCAACAGGACCGACCUGGGACGGUGUGCUCAGGUAAGCAAAACGUGGAAGGUCCUAGCUGAAGAUGAGGUCCUUUGGUACAGGUUGUGUUUGAAAGCGGGGUAUCACAGUGGGGCUGGUGUUAAUGACUCCCCCUGCUGGAAGAGCACUUUGCGCGACUGCAAGAAGGCUGAAGACACACUGCGCUACAACUGGAAGAAUCGCAUCGGCACCAUCAGUAACCUUCAGUAUGAGCUUGGCAGGGUCCUGUGUGACGUGAGCUCCUGUGAUGACUUGGUCAUCGCCGGAUACACCUCCGGGGACAUCCGGCUGUGGGACACCCUCUACUGGGACUCCCGGACCUCAUACCUGCGGCCCAGUCAUGUGAUCGCCGGGGACGGCCCAUUUUCGCAUGUCAGCCAGGUGAAAGUCAACGAGGUCGUGGCGGUGGCCGCUUACAAAGAUGGCCUCGUGAACGUGUGGAGCACAGAGACUGGUCAGGAGCCCGUCCAUCUUUAUCAGCACCUUCAGAAGGUUCAGAACGUGGCCUUGGGCUCGGAGGGCGCCGCUGUGGCGACUGCCUCUGGCCCGCAGGUACGUGUGGAUGGUCCGCUGGAUGGAGGCUACUGGACAACGCUGUGUCAGGCCGAGCUUCCGAAACCUGUAGAGUCUCUCCUGCUUGUUCCCAAGCGGCGGGAGGCCCCCCUGGCCGUGGCGGCCGCCGGGGAGAGCGUGUACCUGCUAGGGCCGGAGCGGGAGCCCAGCCUGCUCCACUCGGUCUACGGGCACCCCGUCACCUGCUUGGACGUGACCCCAUCACAUGUGGCUUUGGGCGUGAAGAGGCACGGCUGGGCCGUGAGCGACGGGGGCAACAAGAUCCAGGUGUACAGCUUACUGACGGGCCAAUCGGAAGUGACGGUGGGGAACGCCGUGGGUGACUUUACCUGCAUCAACCUGAGGGACGCCCCUGACCACCUACUAGUGUGUGGAAACAAGGACCAGAGGGUCCGCGUCUUCGACCUGCGCUGCGGCUCCUCAGUUGCAUCGCUGUACGCUCACCAGCUGGGGGUGACCACCAUCCAGGCGGACGACUGGAAGAUUGUGAGCGGGGGUGGAGAAGGCCUGGUCUGCGUCUGGGAGAUGAGGAUGAGAACAAAAUUGUGGGAGAUGCACAACAGGCACCCCGUGAGGCAUGUCAGGUUCGGCACCAGCCGGCUGGUGACGGCCAACAUUCCUGAAGAGAAGACUCCUCGAGGGGCCUGCAUCACUGACGACGACCUGACUGCCCACCGCAGGCACAGGGGUGUGGUCUACCUUUACGACUUCUCGGAGGACACCGCCGUGCCGGACCAUGUGCUGCCCAUCUGUCGUUCUGACUACACAGAGGAUGCUGGUUACAACUACAACAUCAGUCUGGCUAUGCCGUACGACGCCAUCGCAGGCUCCCGCGGUGCCCUGUGAUGUCACUCUGUCACCACGGUGACAAACGGAGGCUGGGUGCUGGGUUGGGACAGUACAUCCUACUGUAAUGUUCAUUAUACUGUAUUUCUAAUAAGUUCUCAUCUUUUUAUACAUAUGAUGUUUUUAACAGUGAUCAUUUUCAACAUAUAUAUAUAUAUAUAUUCUCUUCUGGUUAAUCUUUUACAAAACCCGUUUUAUCGGUCACAUGGCUUGUAAGAUAAGAUAAUUGUGUAAUAAUGAAAUGUCAAAAUGCAUGUACAAAGUUUGGUCAGGUACCUUUAAACCAUCACCCCCACCAGUGAGAGUGAAAUAAGAGCGAGUUACAAUGAUUUAUGUUCCAGAUGCACAGUGAGGAUGGAGUGUGGUCUUUGUAACCUGCUGUCCCCUAUCUCCUGGAAGUGAUACAUACACCCCUGUUAUGACAGUGGAAAUGUAAAAUAUGUACAAGGUUGAUUGUAUAUUUGAAUUUCUUUUCCUCUCUGUUGUUGUAUAGUUAGUUGAAGUGAGUUAUGAUUGAACAGGGCAGUGUUAAGCAUCACACCUGAAGCAUUUUGGCUUUUCAGGGCGGAUGAAUGAUUUUCACUUCCGACAGAGGGAUAUCCCGAUCCAUUGUUUUGGUACCCCGAUCAUCUGAGUAAGCCUCAUGAUUCUGCAGUAUUCUUCCUUAUGAUUUCUGCAGGUGCCUAAUUAGAUCCGACGCGCUGUUGCUGCCUUCCCCCGAAAAGAUGGCGCUGUAAACAUCGCAAGCAGCGAUUGGGCUACGUUGAGUUUCCAAUUUAAAGAAUUUCCACCUGGCUGACAUCUCAGCAGUUUGUAGUUUGAAGCCCUGUGCCACUGGUUAACUGCAGCUUGUGACGGAACCUUACAAUCUGCGAAACUGAUGUAAAUGAACCGGAUGUGGGAAAUUAAAUAGAUCAGGCUUUGGACCCGGCUGCAAUAGCCAAUACCAAUCAAAUAAAAAAAGCCUGGGCCGGCCAACUUCUGAGGCCGAUAAUUACCUGUCCAUACUUACCAACAUAUAUGCCACAUGCAGUCCUUCAGAGGGUAAGAGGCAAGCUCACUGCCUCGCACACACUGGAGGUCAUGUGACAGUGUGCAGAACAGCUGAUUGGUGGAUAGGCACCUCUGAAUUUUGUUGGGAGUGUUUAUGUGCUUCAAAUCAAAAUACCCAUGGCUGAAAUUCCUGCACAGGUGAAGUUCACACCUGAACUAAAUGUUGUGGCAUUAAACUAAUAUUUCCUAAGAAUGUACAUAUUCAUCCAUCUUCUAUCCAUGUUGGGGUGAGGGUAACACGGGUCCCUGGAGUCUAAUCGGGCUGGAAUGCACCCUGGACAGGAUGAUGGUAAUUUUUUUUUGACUUCUUGCCCAAAUAAAUUUAAGAUAUGCGAAAGCUUUUGGUGAAA